UUGGAAAUUCUCCCUACAAAGCACGAUGAGAAGACUCGAGUCUCGAGCCUCUGAGCUCUGAAGUGAAUUUAUCUUUUUCUGAAACAUUUAUAAAGACUUCUGAAAAUGGACGAGGAGCUUACAGACGGGUAUAAAGAACCGUGUGUGCAGUGUGGAGCUGUGGCAUGGGCUUUAUCAGACGGCUUACAGUUCUUCUGCAAGAACUGCCACAACGUGAUUGAGAGAACGCAAGAAAUUGUGGACGUAAGCACAUACCUCCUGAACAACAGGAUAUCCACAUUAUCACGCUCCUACAAGAAGACUGAAAGAGAAGGUGGACAGCAAUGGAUGGUAUGUGAAGGGUUUCAGAUCAUCCUUAAACGUCAGGCAGAAGCUCUGGUUGGUCUAGGUGUCUGUCCUCAGUUUAAGACAAACGUUUUAUGGGAUUUCUGGAAGCUAUACCUGCAGAAGACCAGGCAAGCUUACACAAGGGCACCAGUGAGCAGUACCAGGAAUCCGGUGGACCUAAGCUCUGAGAGUGAGCCUGAGUCUGCAUUUCUGAGUGAAGCGUCGGAUCUGAGCGGGCCUACCUCAGCCUCUGUGUACUCCAGUGAUGGGAAAUCCUCAGUGUGCUCAGGAUCGCUAGAUGCUGCAUACUACUUUGAUGGAAAGGAGAGGAGAAGCCGCCAUCUCAUGAGUAUGCCUCGGACACUGGCCCUGUGUCAUCUUGCCCUGCUGUGGCUGCGGGAGGCCAUUACACUGACAGACCUGCUCCGGUUAGUGUCCAAGAGGCUUGUCCCUUACGUUAAUGUCCAUGAGCAUUUCCCUGAAGAGAUUCGUUUUUUUGGCAGGGAUGCCGUGAUCUUUAGAGCUGAGACCAUCCCUUCCUACACUAAGGUGCACAUGGAGUCUCUGCACCUGGCUAAAAUUCUGCAGCUCUCUGCUUUCCCUCCAGUGUCUCAGAACUGCCUUCUGCACCCAGGCCUGCUCAGCCUUCGCUACCUGAUGGACGCUAACCUACCUUACAGGCUUCAUUCACUGGUAUGUCAAGUAAUAGAGAAAACAGCCAUGGACAAAGACUGCUUCUUGACAUUUGACCCUUCUGCUUCGAAGUCUAUACUUCAGUGCUAUGACCUUCAGGCAGCAGCUGUAAUCAUUGUGACAUUGAAGCUUCUCUUCAAGUUGGAUGAUCAGGUGGAGUGGAGCUUCUCCAGGAAAGCAAAGGAAAAAACACAAGAAAGUGACCAAGACAAGAAAGAGGAGUCCAAGCAAGGCAGCAAGAUGUUUUCUUUGAGAAGGUGGUAUAUGAUUGUGCAGCCUGCUCUGGAGCAGGCCAGGGAAAGAGAGGAGCUUGUUGAGGCCAAGCAACAAUGGAAGGCCAAGAAGCCAGUCAUUGCAUCUGUAAAACACAAGACUGUGGUCCUAAAACGAAGACGUGUGGUUGAGCAGCUGCAGAGCAAUUUCUGCACUCUGGCUGGCUCAGAUCCAGAGCAGCAGCCUUCUUCCCCAUUCACCUUCCACUUCCUCUGGGGAAAGGAGGAGGAUGCAGAUGGACCCAGCCUCCACAAUAAGGACCUCAGCGGCAUGCUGGUGAAAGAGGGAAGAGAAAAGCUGCUUGUUAAUAAAACAUAUUGGCACACUGACUUCAGGCACUGCCACAAACAAAACUGUUGGAACCAUUUUCCUGACCUGGAGCCCACCCUGCCCAGGAUGUACGUGUGGGUGCUGGGCCUUUUCUCAUUCCUCCUGGGAGUCAGCGAGGCAGAGCUGCACAAAGAGGUCGUAAAGGUGGAGCAACGACUAAUUUUAGGCAAAACUUUGUCUGAUAAACGCACACAGAAACCACAAAGAAAAAGGAAGAGGGCAGCAGACCCUGUCUGAUCUAAAAACUGUGGGUUUUGUUCAGGACAAGUGAUGAAUCACUGUGCCUUAUGAGGCUGAUGUUGCAAACUGAUUGGUUUACAACAGGACUGUCUCUUUUUUCUCUGUGUUUCAUAAUAAUCUUUAUCACUAAGACGGUUCUGAAUCCCCUGUUAUUGAAAUGAAUGUUUGAACAGUUGAGGAUUUGCGUGGUUUUUCAUAUUUAGAGACACUUUUUGAAUGCUGUCUUCUUAUACAUGUUGUGCAUCUUUGUUUCUACUUGUAGAAGUUUGGGCACAGAGAAAAGAUAGUGAAGAACCUGCCUUUCAUUGAACUACUAGGUAUACUCUAAGGCAUACUUAUAAAUAAAGGUUACCUAAAGUGUGCUUGGACUGCAAGUGCAGUUUAAGGAAAGCUUUUUGACUGAUCUAGAAUCUUUAUAUGAAAGUGUUUCACCUGCAUGUUUUCUCUUUGUGUUUUGAGGCUUCUUAAUGACUCUGAUUUAGUCUGUCUUGCUGCUGGCCAUCCUUAAUCUCUUUCACCUUCAGCUGCUCCCAGCAUAAUUUUAUUUUUUGAUUAAUUGGUUCUUAUGAUAUGUCCAAAAUAAGAUUUAGGACAUAAUUAAUUUUAGUUAUCUGGUCUUAUCUGGUGCCUGUCUCUUUGAGAAUCAACAUGAGGUUUCACUACUAAUUUUUCAAUUGUUUAAUGGUUUAGCUCCUUCAUACAGUGCCUGAGGGAUUAUUUUCCAGGUCAAGCUUGAAGAUUAUCUAAUGUGAGCCUUUGUAUAUUCUGAAACUCAAGACCAAAAUCUGGAGCACAUUACCAAUAACCAUCAUUCAGGCUCCUUCAGUUUGUGUAUUUAUUUAUUUUACUUUAGAGUGUAACUUUUUUUUCUUCGCAUUUUUGUUUUUUAUUUAAAAGUUUAUCUUGUUUUUUACUGUAAAUAUUGAUUUUGUUUAUUUUUUGUUUUAUUUUGAUUAUCUUUUUUCUGUUUUACUUUGUGUUGAGAAGUGCUUUAAGCUGCAUUUGCGUUUGAAAGGUAGUAUAUCAAUAAACAUUCUUAUUACUAUUA
This is a messenger RNA of Pygocentrus nattereri (red-bellied piranha), 2911 nucleotides long. RefSeq names its product TATA box binding protein (Tbp)-associated factor, RNA polymerase I, B (gene taf1b). Bases 106 to 1860 code for a protein of 584 amino acids. Gene Ontology annotation, biological process: nucleolar large rRNA transcription by RNA polymerase I; RNA polymerase I preinitiation complex assembly. Gene Ontology annotation, cellular component: RNA polymerase I core factor complex; RNA polymerase transcription factor SL1 complex. Gene Ontology annotation, molecular function: RNA polymerase I core promoter sequence-specific DNA binding. The record is from RefSeq and is a predicted model, not a curated record. The transcript is spliced from 15 exons. NCBI's taxonomy places the organism in Eukaryota, Metazoa, Chordata, Actinopteri, Characiformes, Serrasalmidae.